Molecule: messenger RNA, 8201 nt
Organism: Hemibagrus wyckioides
Lineage: Eukaryota; Metazoa; Chordata; Actinopteri; Siluriformes; Bagridae
Gene: ncanb
Product: neurocan b
Exons: 15
Coding region: 505-4314 (1269 amino acids)
Biological process (GO): cell adhesion
Molecular function (GO): hyaluronic acid binding; calcium ion binding
Source: RefSeq, a predicted model, not a curated record
CUACAGGACUCGCAGAUACUCCUGUCUAACAGCAUGCACGGUGUAAUGGUGUCUGGACUGAGGUGGAACAGUGGCUACAGUUUUGGACGAAAAUCCGCUCUGGUUUCUGAUUGAAGCAGGAGGAGGGGACACUGGAAGGCGCUGAGCCUCCGCGCGCGCUUUUGUUCACUUCUGUCUCCUCGCGACCAGCGGAACGCGCGCGCCGCUUGUUUUUUUAUUCCGCGCUCUUCUUCUUUUCUCUCGCGCGGAUCGCAAGAAGGAAAAGUGACACAUUUUUUUUUUCACCGAAAGUGAACCUGUCCCCAUCUUCAUAAGCUGCAGCGGGUUUUUUUUUUAUUCUUAAUAUUAUUAUAUAUUUUUUUUUACCUCUAUAACGGAACAGCGACGGAGCACCUGCACUGAGCCGAACCGGCGCUGACUCGAGCUAGGCUAGCUUUUACUCGGCUAGCUCACAUUCCUGUGCACUUUGAGAAGCCGGAAAUCUCAGAGCAAAAAAAAAAAAGGAUGUUGAGGGAGUGUCGUGUGCCUGGGAUUCAGUCUCUCUUGACUGUGUUUCUGCUUGUCUCUCUGGAACAUGAUAUGGCAUGGGGUGAAACUGUAGUGAACAUGCGGAAGGUGACUCACCAGGUAGAACAGAUACCUCUGUCAGGGACUGCUCUGCUGCCCUGCAUCUUUACUCUACGGCCCAGCCCAUCACAUGAAUCUCAUGACACUCCGCGCAUUAAGUGGACCAAAAUCUGGGGCCACCGUGGGCUUGACGGGCUACAGAGGGAGCAGUCUGUAUUGGUGGCAAAAGGAAACGUGGUGAAAGUGAAGAAAGCCUUUCAGGGACGCGUCACCCUGCCCGGCUACACGGAGAACCGCUACAAUGCCAGCCUGGCUCUGAUAGGCCUGAGAUCCAGCGACUCCGGCAUGUACCGCUGUGAGGUAGUCGUGGGCCUUAACGACGAACAAGACACGGUGCCUCUCCAGGUCAUAGGUACGGUCUUUCACUACCGAGCGCCUCAUGACCGCUACGCCUUGUCAUUUGCUGAAGCUAAGAAGGCAUGUGUAGAAAACUCUGCGGUGAUUGCAACACCUGGGCAGCUGCAGGCUACUUUUGAUGAUGGAUAUGAUAACUGUGAUGCAGGCUGGCUCUCUGACCAGACUGUAAGGUAUCCCAUCCAAUCUCCACGGCCUGGCUGUUUUGGUGACCGGGAAGACUCACCUGGUGUGAGAAACUACGGCAAUCGCGACACUGAUGAGCUGUUUGAUGUGUACUGCUUUGCGGAGAGCCUCAAAGGUGAAGUGUUUCAUUCCAGUGUACCAGAUAAGUUGAGUCUGGCCACAGCUUCCACUCACUGUCACACAUUGGGUGCUCAGCUGGCCACAGUGGGGCAGCUUUACCUGGCCUGGCAGGCAGGACUGGACCGCUGUGACCCAGGCUGGCUGGCUGACGGUAGCGUGCGCUACCCCAUCAAUCAACCACGGCGCAACUGUGGAGGCGAUGAGCCAGGGGUACGCACUCUCUACCAUAACCCCAACCGCACUGGAUUUCCUGACACUGCCAGCCUCUUCGAUGCCUACUGCUACAGGGAGGAACAGCCAGAAGCAAUGGCACUUGUGCAGACUUCACAGACUUCUUCAACCUCAAACUCCACAGAUGACUGGGAACAGCUCCAAGAGAAUGGAGGCUUUCCUCACCCUUCCACCUGGACUGGACUGGUAGACCUGGAUAAGGAAGAGUUUAAUUCCAUUGCAGACAACGAGUCCUCUGAGAUAUCAGGAGAGCAUGUGGUAAUCCAUCUCAGUCCUAAAGAGAGGCCAGCGAGCCAGGAAAUGCAUGUGUCCAGUGAUCAAUCUCCUCCUGUUUUGGAGCUCAAUGGGGGUACAGCAAGAGAGGAAUCUGAUGAAAGAGAGGUGACUGAGGACCACAGAUUGUCCCUUGAACCGUCAGUGACCACGCCACCCUCAUCCACAGAUACUCAAACUAGCAACGGUAUGCUCUAUAACUUUGUUGACUCCAUCAUGAGGCCCUGGAAAUACUGGAAAAGUGAUGCAGAGACAGAGGCCCCUUCAGUGGAGUCAAGCAUAUUGAAGGAGACAUCAGAAGAAGUCCAGACAGUCAGAGUGAAGCCAGGGGGUGAGCUUAGAGGCACUAAAGGAAGUAUUGAUAAUGCAAUCUUGGAGCCUGAGAAUAUGCCAACUAAACCCUCCACACUAUAUUCAGAAGAAGGACUUUUAGAGCAGGAGAAAGAGGUGGUUCUAUCAGUACCGGUAAAUGAGCUGAAGAAUCCCAGCAAAUUACACAUGGAACCUUCAGUUUCACAACCAACAGCAUACAGAGGACUAAUUGCAUCAGGACGGAUGGAGGUGAUGAAUCCCACAGCUGCAACGAGUCCCAUGAGUUCCAGGAGCGGUUUUGGCACCAUGCCAGUGCUGGGCAGCCAGCAGGAAUGGGCACUUCAGUCUCUGAGAGUAUACGCUUCCCCAAGCAGUAAUGGGAUCCUUACGACCCAGACUAGUGAACCUGUGGAGACUAAACAAGAGGCAAUGGAGAUCAUGACAAUUCCGGUCUUCGGGGACAACCAUGAGAACUAUUCUGGGGAAGGCAAGGAUCAUAUUGAACAGAGUUACUCACUGCCAAAGGUGUCUACAUCACAGUCCCCUCCACAAACAGGGAUUUCAGAAGAGGAGAACGAUACUGACGGGAGUGGAGGAAAUGAAUUAUUUAUCAUCAGCAGUCCGACAAAACAGGGUACUCCGGAGGCCUCUAAAGAACAAAAUGUUCUCAUACAAACGACAGUGCAAUGGGAGCUUCUACACCUACCAACUAGACAACCCUCUCACAGUCCCAGUGUCUCCAAAGACACCAUGGGUCCUGAGGAGGCCAGAGGGGAGAUCCUCUACAUGCAUCGUCCUACAGAAAAAUCUGGGAACCUUCCUUUUAAAACGAUCAAUGUGCCUUUGGUCAAGAAGAAAGUGAGCACACAAGCACCCAAUGUAUCUGAAACCCUUUAUCCUGAUGUGGCUACCACUUCAGAACUCACCCCAGAAGCUUCAAGUGCAACUGACCAAAUGCCAAUUACCAACACCAUGACAACACUUAACAGUCAGAUUCAAAAUACAGACACAACCACUGCUGGAAAUACUGUGUCCACUACAGAUCCUGCUAUAUCUGUUACUUGGUUACCAGUAGUUCAAGAAGAAACUCAAGAACCACAGACACACGUGUCUACCACAGUGACUAAUGUAAGACUUGAGACUAUGAGUAACACAGUUAUACUGACCACACCAUAUGUGGAGGAAACAUCCCAGCAGGCAGAGACUGAACCAGCUCCUACCACAGCAAGCACAAGUGGAGAUAACACAAGCAACGCUACAGUCGACUAUGAAAACUCUUCAGCUUCAUCAGCAGAGGAGGAGCCUUGCCAGACGAAUCCGUGUCUGCAUGGGGGGAGCUGCUUGAGAGAAGGUGAAGGGUACAGCUGCCUCUGCCCUCUGGGAUACUACGGAGAGAGCUGCGAGAUCGAUAUCGAUGAAUGUCAGUCAAAUCCAUGUCAGAAUGGAGGCACCUGCAUUGAUGAGAUCAACUCUUUUGUAUGCCUGUGUUUACCCAGCUAUGGAGGAGCCACAUGUGAAAAAGACACUGAGGGUUGCGAUCAUAACUGGAGAAAGUUCCACGGUCAUUGCUACAGAUACUUUACUCACCGACUCAACUGGGAAGAUGCUGAAAAAGAUUGCAGAGAGCACAACGGCCAUCUGGCUAGCAUUCACACCAGAGAAGAGCAGGACUUCAUCAACAAUAUGAGCCAUGAAAACACUUGGAUUGGUCUGAAUGACAGGACAGUGGAGGAAGAUUUCCACUGGACUGAUAACAUGGAUCUGCAAUAUGAGAACUGGAGGGAGAACCAGCCUGAUAAUUUCUUUGCGGGAGGAGAGGACUGUGUGGUGAUGAUCGCCCAUGAGAAUGGCAAAUGGAACGACGUGCCCUGCAACUACAAGCUGCCCUACAUCUGCAAGAAAGGCACAGUGCUGUGUGGCCCCCCACCCCUAGUGGACAAUGCUUUCCUGAUUGGCCGCAAGCGUUCACACUAUGAUAUCCACUCAGUUGUGCGUUAUCAGUGUGCAGAUGGGUUCCUCCAGCGCCAUAUUCCCACCACCAAGUGCCGCGCCAGUGGUAAAUGGGACCAUCCCAAAAUCCUCUGCACGAAAUCCCGGAGAUCCCAUCGCUACAGACGCCAUCAUCAUAAGUCUCAUCAUGAGCGCAGAAAGCACAAGAAACAUGGCUCAGGCGGUCAUCGGGGUAGACAAGAGGGUCAUGGCCAUUUCUAACCAAAAACAAAACCCAUGCCUCUAUGUCCCAAUGAAGUUCCCCUUGUUCCUGCACUGUCUAAAACAUUCUGUUUUCUUCAUCAGCCUCUAUCCCUCAAACCUGUGAUCAGAGGGUCGAUGUUAGACCCCACAUAGACUAUAAUGACUACAAUGUUUUGUUGUUGGUUUUUAUUUUUAUUAUUUUUUUUAUUUUUUUGUCAGCUUCACUCUGUUAAUCGGUCCAUCAUCAUUUUACUGUACUUACAAUGAGCCUACUCAAGGGAGUCCAUUCACACCCCUAAGGGUUGAAAACUCUUUUUGGUUGUGUACUGUACUUUUACAUAAGCAGGUAUUAGAGGUGGCAGUUUGGUACAAAAGUGUACAUAAAGUACUGAAUUUCAUUUUCAAAAUGCAGAAUCAACAGUCAAGAGAUCACGCUCAUGAUUUACUCCCAUAUAACUUUCAUAUAUUGAGAGUGUUUUCUUGAUCUUUGUUAACUUUGGUUAGCAGUUUGUAAUGCAUUACUUUAACUAUAUGGUAAUUCGGAUUAGGUUGUAGCGUUUUCAUUAAGAGGAGUUAUGAUCAGUUGAUUUAGUCAAGAUUGCUUAGCAUUGUUUUGUCUUAGUGUUUCAAAUCUUUUGCAAAAGCAGCAACACAGAGGAAUCUUUUUCUUUCUUUUUUUCAUCUUUCUACUUCAGAGAUCAACUAAAGAAAUGAAAGGAUAGUUGGGCCAAAAGUCAGUCAUAUUAGUUGCACUAUUCAACAUUUACAUUUUUAACAUGUGCUGAAGUAUUCCUGAAUAGUUAAUAGCCAAAAUCCCUUGAUUAGCAUGAUAUGAGUAAUGAGACAUCAUUGCACAGUUAGCACACUUGAUAAAGCAAGACUAGACAGAGUCUCUUUUCCCAAAAGCAUUUAAAUGUUAAGAUCGUUUUGACUGGUAGAGAGAGUGUUUUAAUGUGAUGCUUCGGUUGCACCACUAAUUCUGAAAUACAAGGGUUCCUUUUGUCAAUACCUUUAUUAUUUUUUUGAAGCAACAGAUGUGUUUCUUUACUGCGUAUACAAUUAAUGCAAUUCUUCACACAAUGCCUAAGCAUUUCCUAAUGAGUUACAUUUUUUAAUGAAGGUCAGAUACUUCUAAUAUAACAGCUAUGCUAUAUUUGAUGGAUUGGAUUGAUAUUUCAUUUUAAGGGUAACAGUAGCUGUGGUCUUAAGGCAGAAUGAUUUCCCCACUCAUUGUUGGAAAAUUGUUAUGUGACUAGUUGUAUGUGACUAAGUGUGAAAAUGAUAAAGUUAAAGACAAUGAGAGGGUGAUGGAACACAUACACUUUUAAUCGUACCCCAUUUAAACCACUGAUUUGUGUCAUCCUUUGAGUAAAGCCCUUUUCCUGUAAUUAGCUUCUCAGUUUGAUUUAGAUAGUUCAGGAGUGAAUUAAACAGGAUAGAUCACUACAACACUAAACACAGACAAUCUCAUGCCAGUGACAAGUGCAUGCCAAAGGGGCUUCUGGAUUAAAUGUUCAGUGGUAUAGGGGCCUCAUUCCACUUUAAGCUACACUUCGGGUCAUACAGUUAAAACUGUCUAGAGAGGCAUGUAAGGAAAGUGGCCACAAGAGACUCAACAUUUGUGUUUCUAAUCGAAAUAGUACUAGGGGCUCACUGUGGUUUGGAUAACUUUUCUGCUUUUUUUUUUUUUUUUUUUUUUUCCAAGGACCAGGUGCGUGUCCUGUUUUCCAAAGAAGGCUGCAGCAGCUGACUGGAAUAAGAUCUGCACCAGCUCUCUGUCUUUUUUCUCAUGCUCACCACAGAAGAAAAGGGCCAUGCUUUCAUACACUGUCCCCAUAUGCCAGCACUGCUUGUGCUUAUCUCUCCCCUUCUGUCCUCCCUCAAUUCCUCUAGAGAUUACACUUCCCACUUCGCAUUCUUUUUGCUCGAGUCUACAUCACUGCCUUUAUUCAGCUUGUCAGUGACAAGGACGUGUGCAAGGUGAUGGAAAAACAUGCUUUUUCUUUCCAAAGCAUUCUUAAUUAAUGCUUAUCUCCUCAUCGUCUGCUUUUGAAUGAUGGCAUAAUGGACAUUUAAACAGUAAGUCAUCCCAGUGACUUUUAGAUGUUAGUUCAUGACAUGUUUAGGAAAAAUGCCUUCAAAGCCUUGCAUUCGACUUGCUUUUAAAGCCGACAUUCUCGAAGCCAUUAGAAUGAAUUAAACCACAUACUGAAGAAUUAGAAUAUAACAGCUAAAAAAUUAGAUUCUGGUUCUAUAGAAAUUUGUCAAACAUGACCACUCGUUUCUUUCAUAUUGUGUUAUAUAAAUAGCUUUAAACUCUUUAUAGAACCAUGAAGGCGAGUCAGAUGAAUAACAGCAGGCUGAAGAGUGAGUCAUAAUUAUGAAAAUGAGUCUCUAAAUGGAGGAUGCUCAUAGCUGUUUGUUGGAGAGUGUUCUUCAAAGCUCUAAGAGUCAGCUGAGGCUUCCUGGGGCAACACUUCUGACUAAUUACUACAGAGCCAUUGAAAUCCCAGAUGGUUCUGGGGCAGCAUCACAAACUAGUUAGGUUUCUGGAUCAUGGCCCCAUUUAAGGAACAUUUGUCUCCUAUGAAAUAUGAUAUUAAACCGUGCAUAAACAGACAGCGGCGUUUUCAAAGGUCUUGGUUUAAUAUUUGCUAUCGAAAUGUCCAGAAGUGCACACUUUGAAAGACAUGUACUUUUUUUUUUGUAUUUGUAUUGUAGGUGUUUAAAAGGAGGGCAUGAGUGAGCUAGGGGAAAAGGAGUGUCCUCUAUUCUGUCUAGACUCCAUGUUAGAGUUGCCCAUCUAUCAUCUGCCGACUACGCCACUCGGUAUGAGCAGAGUAUGGAGCUUAUCUCCUUAUUGUAUUGUCUUUUAUAAAGGGGGAAGAUACAAGAUGAGGAAGAGGAGUCAAACCUAAAUGACACAGGUAGUUCUAAAUGUUUGUCAUGUUUGAUUUUGAAAUUUGCCCUUUACUAAGCAAAAGAAUCAUAGACAAGCUCUUUAGCAGUAUUAUAACUGGCAUGUGCACUUGUGAUAGAUCUCUCAGACUGUCAGAGAGACUAUGCAAGCAGAGAAUCACAGCAGUGCUAGUCGACUAAUCCCCAUCUCACACAGAAGACUGUAGAGGUGGUUAAUCAAAGCACAGAUUUACAUUUUGCUUUUAGUUAUUGUACAUAUUUGACUUCAAGCCUUGAUUAACUUUGUCAGUAUCAGCUUUAGUCUCAUUACAAUGGCUCAUUACAGUAGUUUUUGUUCUUUUUUGAUUCAUGCAAAUUUUUCAAAUGAGGUGCUCUUAUUGGCUUUCUAAGCUGCAUCAAACCCGUUUUUUGUCUUAAUCCAAUUGUAGAACAAUUUAGUAAAUUAGUUUUAGACGCCAUUUUCUGAAAAGAGAAGGUUUGGCUCAAGCAUGAGUUUAGUUGAUACACCAGCCACCACUCUGAUGAUGUAUAAAGCUCUGCUGCACCACUCCUCACCUCUGUGAUGUACAUAACCUGUAUCUUUCUACUUUUCAUUUCCUGUCAUUUCUGUUUUUUCUAAUGAAAUCUGGAUGUGUUUAUUGCUUAGAGUUAUGGAUCACAGUCACACAGUCUGACUUACCACCCAGCAUAAACCUGGGAAAGACAAAUUGGGGGGGAAAAAAUGUAUUUUCAAUUUUAAAACAACAUUUAACAUCUUCGAAGAGACAUUAUGGUUUCUAUGGUCUAAUGUUCUCCCAGGUUUUCUUUUUCAGUAGUGUUAUUUCUCUGUUCUAGCUACUGUUGUUGAGUCAGGCUAUGUGAAUGUGCUCCAUGUGUAUUGAUCAGUAUUUAGGUGUUCUGAUGAAUUCUAGUCCUGUCGUUGUAUUACAUUCUUUCUCUGACAAAUGAUCGAUUAAAAUCAUUUGGCUGGAUCGGUACAGCUCUUA